AUGGAGAAAAAUUGGCUUGUUGAAGGAAUAAACGAGAAUGAUUUGCAUUUUGAAUUACAGUUACUGAAAGAACCUAAAAAUGAAGAUGUUUGGAACCAAUAUAUUGAUCAUAAAUAUCAGGAACUAGUUGAAGCAUCUCCAGGAGAUGCGGAUCACCAUGUCUUGAAUUCACUUAAGGGUGCUUUGUUGAAACUGUACUAUAGAAAAUACCAUAUAUUCGAUACAUUCAAUUCAUGGUGUGAUUUUAUUGAACUUUAUAUUAAAUUUUUGAAUCACCUAAAAGCUGAGGAAUUAACCUCUGAGCUUAUGAAGAUUAUACGAGUUUUCGAAGUGGCAGCAGUGACAUAUGCGCAUAAUGUAGAGUUCUGGAGGAAAUAUAUUGAAUUUCUAUUCAAAUAUGAUCGGUUUAUAGGGCUGGACUAUAUAUUAAGGGUGUGUGAAACGAGUCUACGAGAAGUUGAUAAAAUGCAACACAUACAAAUAUGGGGCCUAUUAUUCAAGUACAUUAAAGAUCCAGGUUUCCACAUUUACUACAAUUUAUUCACAUACAUUUCAAAUUGCUAUAAAUUUGAUGUUAACAUUCCAGUUAUAAAAGAAGGAUCUAUACCUGAUAUAGAUGCUACGUUUAAAGGACUUAUAAAAACUCUUACCUCCAUUGAGGAUUUAGCUAAGUUCGAUAGAGUGUUCAAUAGAAUAUGCGAGCCACAGCUGCUUCUCAAAGUUUCAGAUUCAGAACUCGAACUGCAUAGGAAAUACCUCGAUGCUAUUAUAAACCUUUCAUUAAAGCAGCAAGAUGGAAACGAAUAUAAUCAAAAAAUCGAAACUACAUACAAUAAAAUCGUCCAGAAAUUUCCUGAUCAAAGAGGAGUAUUCACAGUCAAAUAUGCAAAAUAUUUAAUCAAGUCCAAUUUAUUUGAGGAUGCCAUGUUAAUAGCCAAAAAAACACUUGACUCUACGCUAACUAUAAAAGAUUUCACUUUAUCUUUUAAUUUUCUCACAGAUGCAUUGGAGAAAAAAGUCACGGAACUUUCAGAGCACGAGGACGACCCAAAACUUAAAGAAUAUCUUAACGAACUUGAAAGUUUAUUGAAUAAUCGAGAACUUCUGAUGAACGAUGUUAAGUUGAGGCAGAAUCGAAACAGCCCCAUUACUUGGCUGGAGAGGUUGUCGAUAUUUGAGAAGAUUGGUCGACAAGACCAACUGUUUGUAUGCUAUUCGAAGGCUGUUUUAGAAAUCGAUCCCAGAAAGAUUCUGAAUGAUGAAAAAUUAGACAUGCCACAAAUUUGGAUUAAUUAUUCAAAGCUGUAUGCGUCAAAUGGGGAUAUAGAAACAUGUCGAAAAUUAUUUGAAACUGCUACAAAAUAUCCUUGGACGGACGUCUCACAAUUAGAAAAAAUAUGGAUUGAAUGGAUAAGAUUUGAAAUCGAUAAUAACAAUGCAGAACAUGCAAAGUUUAUCUGUAGUAAAGCCAUCAGUAUUCCGGAGCAGAUUACCAGUGGUAAAGUUGAUUUUGAGGAUGAUGACUUAAGUGUGCAGAUGAAGCUUUUCAAGAGCUUGAAGCUAAGAAGUCUAUACAUUGAUCUUGUUGCCAACUUUGAAACCAUUGAUGAUGUCUGUAAAGCAUAUGAAGAUUGCAUUGAGUUGCAAGUUGCUGAUGAAAGACUUAUAGUCCAUUAUUGUGUUUAUUUGCUAAUACAUAAUCGCUUUGAGCAGGGCUACUAUGUUUUUGAAAGAAACCUCAACGGCCUAAAUGGGGAUGUCCAGUGUCAACUUUAUGAUGUGUUUAUGGAGAGACUGCUGAAAGACUGGAAUAAUUUGGCAAUGGGUAAAGAAAAAGUACGUGAAAUUUUUGAAAAUGGGCUAAGAACAUUUACUGACAUGGGUAACUAUGAAAGUUUGAGAGACACCUAUAUAAGGUACUCGGAAUUUGAACGCAAAUACGGUUCCCAGACCCGUAGUUUAAGGAUCUUAAGGGAAGGUAUUUUAACUAUGGACACACAUGGAGAUAAAUUUAAGCUUUACAGAGUUCUAAUCCAAAACACCAUGAAAUUGCUGGGAAUAGAGGCAACGGCUGAUGUUAUCAAAGAUGCACUAGAGGAGUUAUCUGUUAACCUUCCAGGGUAUACCACAGAACUGGUGAAAGAACUGAUCGAUAUCGAGGUACUUUUGGGACAUACAGAACGUGCAAGGAAAGUUCUAGAGUACGCAGCCCAGGAGAUAAUGGAGUUUGGUAAAACCAAAACAGCUAAAUCUGAUAUCUGGGAGCUAUUCAAAACUUUUGAGAUCAAAAACGGCUCCGAAAGCACAUACAAGGAGAUGUUGCGGAGAAAAAGAUACCUCGAGAAUAAGUACGGCUCUAGUCGUGAUGCUGGAGACGAACUUAAUAAACCAAAAUACAGCUCAACAAAUACGGAGGUUGCUAAACAGUUGAAUGACCGUGUGGGAUUUGUGCCAUCAUCCAGUAGUUCGAAAUUAGAAACAGAAGCUGCUCUUCCAAAGAAAACAACAGUCCAAAAUAACGAUGCCAUUGAGCUUGACAUGGAUUGA
Messenger RNA from Pichia kudriavzevii, 2547 nucleotides. RefSeq lists its product as uncharacterized. The transcript has a single exon. The record is from RefSeq and is a predicted model, not a curated record. Gene Ontology annotation, cellular component: post-mRNA release spliceosomal complex; Prp19 complex; U2-type catalytic step 2 spliceosome. NCBI's taxonomy places the organism in Eukaryota, Fungi, Ascomycota, Pichiomycetes, Pichiales, Pichiaceae. Gene Ontology annotation, molecular function: protein binding. Bases 1 to 2547 code for a protein of 848 amino acids. Gene Ontology annotation, biological process: mRNA splicing, via spliceosome; generation of catalytic spliceosome for first transesterification step.